Messenger RNA from Oncorhynchus nerka (sockeye salmon), 6078 nucleotides. Its product is annotated as speckle-type POZ protein. The coding region runs from base 219 to 1343 and encodes 374 amino acids. Gene Ontology annotation, cellular component: cytoplasm; nucleus. Gene Ontology annotation, molecular function: ubiquitin protein ligase binding. The record is from RefSeq and is a predicted model, not a curated record. Gene Ontology annotation, biological process: regulation of proteolysis; proteasome-mediated ubiquitin-dependent protein catabolic process. Lineage: Eukaryota; Metazoa; Chordata; Actinopteri; Salmoniformes; Salmonidae. The transcript has 10 exons.
UGCAUGCAAAUAGCUUUGGCUGAAAUCCAAUGAUGGAAUCUUGUCGAUGUUGCAGCAGCUAACGUUAAUAACAUAAGAUCUGCGCAAAUACAGCCAGUUAAAAGGGCACAAAUUGUUACCGCCUGAGGUUUGUCGACAUCUUGGACUCUGGAGUGAUUCUGGACCUCUGAAAGAACAGAUUCUCCCACACUCCGCCACGACCUGCUGCCACCCUGGCGAUGUCAAGAGUCCCGAGUCCCCCUCCCCCUGCGGAAAUGUCCAGCGGGCCUGUGGCGGAGAGCUGGUGCUACACUCAGAUCAAAGUGGUAAAAUUCUCCUACAUGUGGACCAUCAACAACUUCAGCUUCUGUCGCGAGGAGAUGGGCGAGGUCAUUAAGAGCUCCACCUUCUCCUCAGGAGCCAAUGACAAGCUCAAAUGGUGUCUGCGGGUGAACCCUAAAGGGCUAGAUGAGGAGAGCAAAGACUACCUGUCCCUCUACUUGCUCCUGGUUAGCUGUCCCAAGGCUGAGGUGCGUGCCAAGUUCAAGUUCUCCAUCCUCAACGCCAAGGGAGAGGAGACCAAAGCCAUGGAAAGCCAGAGAGCAUAUCGGUUUGUCCAGGGGAAGGACUGGGGCUUUAAGAAGUUCAUCCGCCGAGACUUCCUGUUGGACGAGGCCAACGGUCUUCUGCCUGACGACAAGCUCACCUUGUUUUGUGAGGUGAGUGUGGUGCAGGACUCUGUGAACAUCUCGGGUCAGAACACCAUGAACAUGGUGAAGGUGCCUGACUGCAGACUGGCUGAUGAGCUGGGCGGGCUGUGGGAGAACUCGCGCUUCACUGACUGCUCCCUGUGUGUGGCCGGGCAGGAGUUCCAGGCCCACAAAGCCAUAUUAGCAGCACGCUCUCCUGUCUUCAGUGCCAUGUUUGAGCAUGAGAUGGAGGAGAGCAAAAAGAACCGAGUGGAGAUCAAUGACGUGGAGCCAGAGGUCUUCAAGGAGAUGAUGUGUUUCAUCUACACAGACAAGGCCCCCAACUUGGACAAGAUGGCUGAUGACCUUCUAGCAGCAGCUGACAAGUAUGCUCUUGAGAGGCUGAAGGUGAUGUGUGAGGAUGCGCUGUGCACCAGUCUGUCUGUGGAGAACGCUGCAGAGAUCCUCAUCCUGGCAGACCUGCACAGCGCCGACCAGCUCAAAACACAGGCUGUGGACUUCAUCAACUACCAUGCUGCCGAAGUUAUGGAGACGGCGGGCUGGAAGUCCAUGGUGGCAUCCCAUCCUCACCUGGUAGCCGAAGCCUACCGCUCGCUGGCCUCGGCCCAGUGCCCCUUCCUGGGACCGCCCCGGAAACGCCUCAAACAGUCUUAACACACAUACCACCACCCACCCUCCUCGCACGCACAGGGGAAAUCCCUCCCCACCACAAUUAACGCCUCUCCCUCAACCCCUCCGUCCCAUAUCUGAACCUGCUGUAUUCGUCUUCUGAGAUAGAGGGGGAAAUGGAAGAGAAAAAGGAGAAGGCCAACAGUCAGGAUAAGAAGGGGAUGUUUUGUUUACAAUGAGCUGCUAGGCUAUGCUAAAAACCCUCUUUCUCCUCAGCUCUGGCUUAAUGAGGUCGGUGUUUGUUGUUGUGAACCCGUAACCACAAGAAGACCUGCGUCCUUCGAUGACAUGGGUCAGCCACAUCCCAGGAUGUGGAGUCUACCAACUGCAUAGGAGAUUGGGGGGAGGGAGAAAUUGGCAAAUCCAACCAAGCCCACAAGAAACACUCUUUCGAACAUGGAGGAUACAAGAGGAUGAGUGCAAAGUGGAGCGAUGCAAAGCAAGGCCUUCACUGCACAUGUGUAGAUUAGCUUCGUCUGUCCCUUUCAUUGUUCUCAUUGGUUGACAACCAUAGGUGCAGGUGUCAAUCGAAAAAAGGGCCUAUUUGAUAGACUGGUUAGGUAGAGGCAGCAUGAAGGAAUGGGCCUGUUUACCACGAUGACCUAGGGGCCAAGGGCCUGUUCAAAGACUGUGGAAACCCUGUUUUUAAAGUAGUGGGGAAAUGUUGCACUAAUGUUACAGGUCAGCCCUUUGUCAAAUGCCGCUGUAGCAGCAGCGAUACAGAGUACUGUAGUAGAGAAGCACACAUAACGCAAGCUUAGUGGGCGAAACCGUUGGACCGCCAAGGACAAAUACCCUUUAACCUUCAAGCUAGCAAUGGGUCAUUUUGACCCCUGAGGCAUAUUUUUUAUCAUAGCCCAGAGAUGGUUUAUUAAAUUCUUUAGAUUUUUCAUGACUUUGUCAACCAACUUGUUCUUAAAAAAUCUAAAUCAUUGUUUAGUGUUUCUGUGUCAAUGUGGACAAAAAAUUAUACUGCUUUGGAGUCUUUUUUUUUUUUUUUUUUUAACAAGUUAGCCAUACCAUCAGAGGGUGGAGGGAGACCUGUAUCUGUGAUUUUGACCAGAUAGACAGAUCAUUUGCAGAAAUGCUGUAUACAUGUAACUGCCAAAAUAAAACACCAACAUAAUAUGUCUUCAUAGGGUGUCAAGAUAGGGUAUAGGGUGCCCAUCUCAGUUGUCUGUCUUGGUACCCUAUGAUUCGAAAAGUAUGCUAUUUGAUUUAACAUCCAGGGAAUGCAUGAUUUUAUAUUUUUAUUUGCAACCUGUCAAAAUAGGAUCCCGAAUUAUCAGAUUUAUUUUAGGGUCAUCAGAGAAUUUGCUGACAUUUUUGUGCAUAUUGGCUUAUAGGCUAUGUUAUUCACCAACGGAGGAAGUGGGGACUCAAAAGACUCAGCUAGAUUGCUAACUCUAAAUAUGAUAUUGUUGCUAUAUAGCCUUUUAGGCUUAUUUAUUAAUAUAGCAGUAAACAUCAGCUAAUAUCCUACAAAAACUUUCCAGCACUAGGCCUAGGCUAUGUGAUGUUGGCCUAUUUACUGCACAUGGCGUGCUCUGCAUCAAAACCAUACUACAGCCUCCUCCGGUUGUAAAGUGGUGCCUUGAACUCAAUAUUAAGAAGUGAGAAAUAAAUGAUAUACUCACAAAGCUCUGUCUCUCCUCUCUAACUAGAAUGAUAGUAGAUGCUUUGAAAACUAUUUUUCCCACAAUUACUGUUUGGGCAUUGGUCAUAUGCUUGUGCUUCUCUGAAUGCAUCUCUCUUUCCUCCGUGCGCACAGUGGGGAGAGUGAGUGGACAGGCAGAUACUUUCAUAGCAGGAAUCAGCAUAAUGCAUAGGCUAUUACUGUUGUCCAAAUAAUGGUUUUAGAACAAGCUGCAGAAAAUGACCUACGUAUGCAAAAUGCUUCAGAAAGAGGAAAGCAAUGUCGGUGUCUAAUUUUAGGUUUAUCUUCCUAUGCUCCUUUUGAGACUCCUCUUUCAAAGUCACUGAAAUCUCUUCUAGCCAUGUUAGUCAAAAUAAUAGGCAACUGGGCCUUUAAUACCCUAAGCAUAAUGGGCAGUUAAUUGCUUAAUUAACUCCGGAACCACAUCUGUGUAAAAGCACCUGCUUUCAAUAUACUUUGUAUUCCUCAUUUGCUCAAGUGUUUCCUUUUUAUUUUGGCAGUUUCCUGUAGCUCUCCAUGUACUCACCUAAGAUUGUACUUUUCUAUACCACGUAUCUUAUGACUGUACAAAACCAAAAUUUCCUUAUUUUUGUGCAUAAUACAAAUCUGCCAAUGGUAUACAUACUUGAUAGAACUGUAAUACAGAACUCAGAUACUCUACACCGAGAGCUGUAUUGGUGUAUUAUCCAAAAAAAGUAGUUAUUGUAGGGAAAAUCUUUAAAAAAGUUGCGAUAUCAGGUUUCUCUAGAGACAUAAUAUUAAGUAAUGCAUAUCAUCAUAGGGUGGAGGGGGACCUGUUGCAGGGAUCUUGUCCUGAAAGACGGACUACCUGCAGAGAUGGAGCACCUUAUGUACUCGCCUUGGUUAUAACUGGUUAUUCCUAGGUAUGCGCGUAUACAAAAUCCAAAUGACAAUUGAUAUAGUUGCAGUCAAAACACCUUUUUAUAAAAGUCUGUCAGUGGUAUGAAUACUUGGUAGAACUGUAAUACAGAAACCAGCUAUUCUCUGAAUGUACAUGUAGUGCUGUAUUGGUGUGUAUUCUCUGGAGAAAAAAAAUAUUCAAUGGAAAUGCUAUAUAAAUACCAGAAUUCCUACAGAUAUGGGAUCUUAAUUUGAGAUGGUUUGCUACAUCAGGAAAGUGAUCCUGCAGCAACAGGAAAUGUGAAUUAUUAUGUGGAUUAUAAUUAAUGGACAUUUUUAUAGGGGUUGAUAAAUCUUUUAAAGCAAAUCAAGUCUGAAUUUUUAUGAGUAAAUUAUGAACUUUAGAAUCCUUUUUAAACCUCAAAUACUCUACCAGUUAACAUUACCUGCUGUGCAGGAAGUGUCCUGCAACAACAGGGUGAUCAAAUUAAGAUCCUACAUCUGUAUAAUAUUUUAAAUGUGUCACUUGUUGAGAUAUUUUGGUUGCUAUACAAUUUGAUUUAAUGUGACUGAGGAUUUGGGCUUACUCUUUUAAGCAUGCAUUAACCCCUACCACUCCCAUUGUUUCGCUAACAGUUGGUAAUCCACAUAUGUAAAAUAUGUUGGAAGCUUGAGGAUUCUCUGCAAGAGACACAAAAAGAAAAGGAAACCUCUCCCAUAUGGAAUGUUGCUUGAUCUGCAUCUUAUUUUAUCAAUAGAAAAGAAAGUAGAGUGGAUGUAAAAGAGCAAUGGACAAUGUAAAGUGUUUUUUGGGGGUCAUGAUUUAAUUGUAAUUUUGUGUGUGGAUCUGUCUUGAAAUCUCGGGAUUUCUGUUGGAAAACAACCCAGAGAAGAUGUUGUGCAUCAGUUACAAUUUUACAUUAGGCUGCAAUCAGGCUUAUAUAUAAAAAUAAAAAAAUGGUGAUUUACUUUCUAGUUGUUUUUCCUCAGAACUGUCCUCAUUGUUUUUCAUAGGAAUUUGUACAGACACACACAUUAUUUUUGAACAAUGUCAACAAACAUUUUCAACCAUAAAAUUGAAAAGUAGAUAUUUUUUGGGGCUUGGCCCUGGGAGAGAAUAACCAGAAUGUGAAAACGAAGUAUAAAAUCUAAUAUUUCACUGGUUUUUACCUGGCUGCAAAUUAACUGUUUAUUUCCUGUAGACAUGUCUGGUAAUGCUUAGUUUAUACUGUUGUUUUUUUCUUCCCAAAGGAAUAAACCACAGCUAUUUUGUAAUGAAUGCAGCACAGUCUUGGUUCAUUGUGUGAUAACAUGUUUUGUAUUCAUACCACUUGACUCCACAUUUUGUUAGUCGGAAUUCAAAAUGGAUUAAAUUGAUUUUUAUCACCAAUCUACACACACUACUACCCCAUAAUGACAAAGUGAAAACAUGUUUUUAGAAAUGUUUGCAAAUUUAUUGAACAUAAAAUACAGAAAUAUCUCCUAUACAUAAGUUCACACCCGUAAGUCAGUACAUGUUAGAAUCACCUUUGACAGCGAUUACAGCUGUGAAUCUUUCUGGGUAAGUCUCUAGGAGCUUUGCACACCUGAAUUGUACAAUGUUUGCACAUUUCUUUUUACAUUUCUUCAAGCUGUGUCAAAUUGGUUGUUGAUCAUUGCUAGACAGUCAUUUUCAAGUCUUGCCAUGGAUUUUCAAGGAAAUGUAAGUCAAAACUGUUAACUAGGAACAUUCAAUGUCCUCUUGGUAAGCAACUCCAGUGUAUAUAUUUGGCGUUACGUUUUAGGGGAUUGUCCUGCUGAAAGGUGAAUUUGUCUCCCAGUGUCUGUUGAAAAGCAGACCGAACCAGGUUUUUCUCUAGGAUUUUGCCUGUGCUUAGCUCUAUUUGUUAUUUUUAACCUAAAGUCCCCAAUCCUUGCAGAUGACAAGCAUAGCCAUAUCAUGAUGCAGCCACUACCUUGCCUGAAAAUAUGAAAGGGUACACCGUAAUGAGUUGUGUUGGAUUUGCACCAAACAUAACACUUUGUAUUCAGGACAUAAAGUGAUUUCUUUUGCAGUUGUACUUUUGUGCCUUAUUACAAACAGGAUUAAUAUUUGUACUUAUUUCACUGCCAUUUAGGUUAGUGUUGUGGAGUAACUACAAUGUUGUUGAUCUAUCCUCCAGUUUUCUCCUGUCACAGCCAUUAAACUCUGUUUUAAAGUCA